Messenger RNA from Morus notabilis, 716 nucleotides. RefSeq lists its product as uncharacterized. The record is from RefSeq and is a predicted model, not a curated record. Bases 119 to 382 code for a protein of 87 amino acids. NCBI's taxonomy places the organism in Eukaryota, Viridiplantae, Streptophyta, Magnoliopsida, Rosales, Moraceae. The transcript has a single exon.
AGCUAAUUUGCAUCAUAACUUUGCUCUCUCAGACCCCGUAGACCAAUUCCAAAUAUCUGCAAAUCAUCUCUCUCCGUCGAGAAAAUCUUCCAAAUUUUCUCGAGAAAAUUAAUCUUGGAUGAGUAUUAUGGCAACAAACGGCUCGUCGUAUGAAACAUCGUGGGCGGACCAGUGGGACAACAAUCCCGACCCGGUUUACGACGCCAAGAAAAGCAGCACCGGCAACGGCGGAGCCGCCGUCAAGUACAAGCAGAAGGUCGGCGAAGGCUUCGUAAAGACGAAAGCGGUGGCUUCCACCGGCGUCAAGAAGGUCAAGGAAGGCACAUCCAUGGGGUUCCAAUGGAUCAAAGACAAAUACCACAAGACCACGCAAAAGCACUAAUAUAAGUAUAGAUAUUAUAUAUAUAUAUAUAUAUACACACAUGUGUGUUUGUGUGUGUAUAUAUCUAUACGAACAUAUAUGUUUAUGUGUGUAUAUGAUCAUCUCUUGUUCUUUGUUUUUUUUGUUUUUGUUUUUUUUUUAUAGGAGGAGUUCUUGUUUGAUCUUCUUUGUUAUUGUACAUGGCGAUCGAAGCGAUAUGAUCUUAGAUGUCGUUGGAUUAUAUCUUUCUGGUUUCUUUGAAUUUAUUUAUUUUUUUUAGAUUUAAUUUGAAUUUAUUUGUUUUAUUGUACGAUGUAUAAUAAUACUGGUAACGACCCUGAUUUUCACGUUGUAA